GACGCAGCUCAGGUAAAGGCAGAGACUAGACACUCACACUCACACACACACACACUCUCGCUCUUACACACACUCGCUGAGAGGUCUGCGCAGCGGCUCACACACACCUGAGUGGAUUACUUGGCUACAACUUGACCUCUUGACCCUGAGUGGACCUGUACUUCUCACCUGCACCUAUACCUGCACAGGCAGACAGAUCUGCAAUGGCUUCGAGUGAGCUGAGUCACAUCCUCAACAACGCCAAUGCUAACCUGUACCCAUCCGAGUCCCAGCCCACACUCACCACUAUGAUGGUUUCCAGUAUGAUCCGCAGCCCCCAUCUCCUGGACUUCUCCAGCAGCACAGCAUCACAUGGUCUUUGGCACCAGGUGAACCCACAGUACUGGACCAAGAGGAACGUCCUGGACUGGAUCGAGUUCCACGUGGAGGACAGCAAAUUUGACGCCAGGUUGCUGAACAUGGAGUUCUGCAACAUGGAUGGAACCGUGCUGUGCCAGCUCAGCCGAGAAACCAUGACCGGCAUGUUUGGCCUGGGGUUCGGAGAGCGUCUCUACCAGAGCCUGGAAGUGCUCAAAGCCAGACAUGUGGACGAUCUCACGCAGAACUGCACUCUGAAUGAGACCUACGAGCUUCUGGACGACUUCCUGCUGGGGUUUCCUCAGGGUCUCGGUCUGCUGGACACCGUGGUCGUUAAUAAUGCACCCAUAGAUAAGAAGGAGACUCCAGACUUCGGCUACUACAGCGACUACAAGACCCAGCUGACGCCGGGCAGCGACAACGGCUACGACUCUUAUUCCGAGAGUCUCCAGAGCUCCACCACAGGCAGUUUUCUGAACCCGAGUUCUCCAGAAUCCACCAUGAGCGACUCUGAUCCAGAGUAUUACCCCAUCCCAUCAAAGAGCUUUAUAAAGCAGGAGCCUUUGGAGAGGAAGAAGAGAGGAAGGCCUCCUAAACUCAGCCGCGGCUCCGAACACUUUGUGGAGACCAAGAAAAACAAACACUCUCCUCGCGGUACACACCUGUGGGAAUUCAUCCGGGACAUCCUGAUCCACCCGGAGAAGAACCAGGGCCUGAUGAAGUGGGAGGACCGCAGAGACGGCAUCUUCAAGUUCCUGAAGUCGGAGGCGGUGGCUCAGCUCUGGGGCCAGAAGAAGAAGAACAGCAGCAUGACGUACGAGAAGCUCAGCAGAGCCAUGAGGUACUACUAUAAAAGAGAAAUCCUGGAACGUGUGGACGGACGAAGACUCGUCUACAAGUUCGGGAAGAACUCGAGCGGCUGGAAGCCGGAGGAGGUCGGUAUGUGAAGGGGAGGUGAUGGAGGGAUUCAGGAGGAAACUGACGGAGGAAGAGCUGCAGAUUCGGACGGACAGAACGCUCCCUCUCGCACUUGAACGUAAAAGCUGGAGACUCCUACCAUGAAGGACAUUAAAGCUGAGACGGCGUUCUAGUCUGAAGGACCUUUUUCUUUUUGUACAGAGACAGAAACUUCCCGAAUGUGGGGAAGAGAGACAUACAGACAAACUGUAAGCCACGUUUGGCUAAAGUAGGUUUUAUGAACCAAUAAUAAUGUUAAUAAUAUUAAUUGUAAUAUUACUCUUAUGGUGUAAUUCUUUUUUUUAUUUCUGACUGGCUCUUUUCUCUCUGGUCCAUUGGGCACGCUGGCGUGACCCAAAUCAAAAGUCUCCAGUUCUGGAUAGAGGUGUGGAUUUAUACCAAAAUACCGCGAAUACGAUUUAUGUUUACUGAAAGUAAGCGACCGUUUCGGAAACGGACGUAUUCUGAGAUCUUCUGAGAUCCUGCACCGCUCCAGAGUAACUUCAGAAACUUCAGAGACUUCAGACUUUAGAGGUUGAUGUAUAAAAUUGUCUUUUUAAAGUUGUCGUCGUUUUGUUGAAUUUUUAUUUUACGAAAUUUGACCACACUGCUGUAAUUCAUAUCGCACUUCGUCUUGAUUUUGAUUCUCAUUUUUCCUUAUGGGGUUCCACAGGGUUCUGUGUUAGGUCCUUUGCUGUUUUCUUAGUACAUCUUAUUAUGAGUCUUUGUACGGUACAUGUUACAAUCCUUAACAGGGGAUUUUUUUGAGGGUUUUUUAGUAAAGACAAGACAAGAAAGACAAGAAACUCACUCCUGUUACUUUUUAUGUUUAGAGUAACAGGAAAAAAAAGUAACAGGAAUUAGCAAAAACAUGAAAAAUAUCUAAAUGGCGGCUAUGCUAUGCUUGAGGACACUGAGCACAUUAUAGUUAUUUUCCCAAAAUUUGUAUUUUAAGAUCUAAGAAUUAAUAUACAGAAAAACUAAUGAAGAAAAGGAUUUUCUAAAACUCAUUGCAGUUCAAAAUCCUGUUACAGUACCACAGCAACCCCCUCAGAACCCCAAAAGGAACAAGCUCUGCUCUGAUGAGGAUUUUACGAAAUUAAAGUAAAACUCUCAGCUUUACUCAUUAUACACACUUACUUUUAUACAGAACACUCUUUUAUUAAUGAACGAGGUUAUUCAGCGUAUUCUCUGCUCUGCCUUGGUGUCAACAAUCAGUUGAAAAAAAAUCUGGAUUAUUAUUUGUAUUAUUUUGUGUGUGUGGGGGGGGUUUAAUUCUGUGUUAUUCUGUUCAGCUGGACUGUGAUUUAAUCACAAAUUCUGUAUGAGAAUUUCUUCUCAAAUCGUAUCACUAAAGAGACAUUUAUUACUAUGUACAACAUAUUGUGUGUUUUUUUUAAAGAAGAAUUUUCUAUAAAAUAAAGUUCUUGAUAUCAUA
This is a messenger RNA of Astyanax mexicanus (Mexican tetra), 2752 nucleotides long. It is a transcript of the gene elf3, whose product is annotated as E74-like factor 3 (ets domain transcription factor, epithelial-specific). Lineage: Eukaryota; Metazoa; Chordata; Actinopteri; Characiformes; Acestrorhamphidae. The transcript has 9 exons. The coding region runs from base 204 to 1304 and encodes 366 amino acids. Gene Ontology annotation, biological process: cell differentiation; regulation of transcription by RNA polymerase II. The record is from RefSeq and is a predicted model, not a curated record. Gene Ontology annotation, molecular function: sequence-specific DNA binding; DNA-binding transcription factor activity, RNA polymerase II-specific. Gene Ontology annotation, cellular component: nucleus.